This is a messenger RNA of Brassica rapa (field mustard), 3155 nucleotides long. RefSeq names its product non-specific lipid transfer protein GPI-anchored 2. Lineage: Eukaryota; Viridiplantae; Streptophyta; Magnoliopsida; Brassicales; Brassicaceae. The record is from RefSeq and is a predicted model, not a curated record.
UCAAAAACUAUGGCAAGAGGAUUGUACACACUCAGAAAAGUUCAGAGAAAAGAUGAACACAAACUUUUUGGAAUGAAUCUUUCAAAAGUUCCUCUUCACUCUUUUUAUGUCUGCUUCUCCGUAACAACUUAACCGCUUCUCAACAACUCCAGUAAUCACUAGACAUGUGUCAUUUGCGAUUUUCUACUCUUUUGCCACGUGUUAACUCAUUUUCUCUAGCAAAUUCUCGUUGUUGAAAGAACCUUGACCGCAAGGUUCAAAAGCUGAAAACUAGCAUUGCAGGUCAUAUAAAAACUCCCAAGUAGAUUGCUUGUAGAGUUGCUUCCAUUUAAAUAGUUAUUUAUAUAUUUUAUGUUACUAUUAUUCAUUCAAUUUAAUAUUUUUAUUUUAAUUUCCAAAAUUUUAUGAUAUAUAAAACAAAUAUAAUUGUUACAAAGAAAUGUAAUUUUUUUUUUUUAUAUUUUAAUAGUUAUGCAAAAAUACAUGGACAUCAAAAUGUGGAUGGAAAAAUGUAUUCAUGUACGAAAAAUACGUAAAUAGAAAAAGUGGACAUGGAUGACUGGAAAAAACAUAGAAAAAUCUUAUAUACAAGUUAUAAUACAUAGUAUAUCAGAAUUUGUUUUUUUUAGACAAACUAUAAUAGAUAAUAUAUUGUUAAAAUAAGUUAAUUUUUCUUAAACCUCUAUUUCAUGUUAAAUGAACAUGCAACCAAAGUUGUUUUUACAGUAUUUGAGAAAAUGAAAAGGAAGACAAAGAAGAGUACUUGUCAUGUGGAAUUGGGUUUUGUGUGUACGAAAAAAAUUGGUUAAAUAGUGGAGAGGGAGAUGUGCAAGAAGAGAGUGAAGAAGAACAUGUGUUUAGGUGAAAAAACAACAAAGGAGAAAGAUGUAACUAUUUAGUCAAGAAAAAAGGAGAGAUAGUGAAUAUUUAGUUGAAAAGCAAAAUCGACAAUAAACAACUAAAAAUGUGUUUCAAGUAAUAUGUGACACUUUGUUCCUAUAAAUCCAUACAAAUACUUUGCAAAAAAAAAUCUAGCGCCUUCUCAGUUAAAGACAUUUGUGAACUCAUAAAACCGUCUUCCAACCGGAAAGUAAUGGAGUAUGUCCAGCCUAACAAGUUCUCAUCCUGCCAAGUUCUAACCACGGAAGAAGAACAAUUUAUCUCUCUGAACAUCCCGGAGAACCUACCUAGAUUGUGGCAGCAAUAUGGUUAUACUCACCUUCACUUUGGUGUAGUAAGAAUUGGUUUGACCUUAUAUGCAAGAAAAGAACUACCAUUCAUAGCCCGAAAUAGACUUAAUCGACUCUUGAUUAAAGUCAUAUCAACAAGCUUGCAUCGGAACGGUUCAAACGACAUUAAAUGCAGGAAUGGUAUUCAUAACACUGUUUCCAAACUUUAAUGUUUUGUUACAAGAUCUAAAUCUCUUAAAGACGCUCAAGGUUCAGCUUCGACUAAUCGGAGCACCUAUGCAAGAAAAAAGUGUAGUAGCUACCCUAUAUCACAAGAUCGUCUACCGAAUUCAAGAUCAUACUCUUGAUCUUAUAACCAUGUUGCUGCCACAAUCUAGGUAGGUUCUCCCGGAUAUUCAGAGAGAUAAACUGUUAUGUGGCUGGAACUUGGCAGGAUGAGAAUCUUUUGGACUGGAUAUACUCCAUUACUUUUUGGUUAGAGGACUUUUUUAUGAGUUCACGAACGUCCUUGACCAAAAAGGUGCUAGACUUUUUUUGUAAAUUAUUCGUAUGAAUUUAUCAGAGGAAGGAUAGUUUCAGGUAGUUGAUCUCGUAACAUACUCGAUUUCAUAUAUAUAAGAAAUAAAUAUUAGAGGAGGAAGAAGGGUUUUUACUUUUAGGAAGAGUGAAAAUUGUAAACCGAGAAUCAGUGGAUGAAGGAUGGAAAGUAGAUAUUUUAUGAAAGAGCUGUUUUCGAGGAUUUUUAAAACAAUCAGUUAUAAACAAUGAUUCUAUCGACCAUAACGCAAGCAUGUAGACUUUGAUACCAUUAUGCAAAUGUUAAAACUUGAAGCCAACCGAACUUCAAAAAGUCAGGAACACGUGGACGUAUAGCAAUGGCUGAUCACUGCCAACUCACCGCUUAUCAAGACCUCCUCCUCAAGGGCGUUAUUUUCCCGCCAUCAUCGUUAACGCGAGUCUCAGUCGUCAGUUUCAGGUUGUAACUGAAAUCACGAAGAAGCUCCAAUGGCCGCCACAAGCAACGCCGUCGUGCUCAUCGUCAUACUUGCGAUCACCUUCUCUUCCUCCUCCGCAGUGACCGAGACGCAGGCACCUUCUCCACCGGCUCUCACCUGUACGGAGGAGCUAGUCAUGUUCUCUCCAUGCCUUCCUUACGUCUCCGCUGCACCGAACAACAUCUCAGACGCGCCGGAUCCUCUUUGCUGCUCGGCUUUCUCCACAUCCGUUAAUUCCGGCGCCGGAAACUGCCUCUGUUAUCUUCUCCGGCAACCUAUGAUCCUUGGAUUCCCGUUGGAUAGAUCACGACUGCUUUCUCUUUCCCAGAUCUGUAGCGAUCUUAGCUCCGACGAAUCUUUCGAGUCUAUCUGCUCGCCAUCAGAGUCGCCGGAGCUUCCGCCGCUUCAGAGCAUUCAGUUCACAGCUCCUUUUGUUUACGGUGAUAAAGCUUCCGCAUCUUCUCCAUCGUUCGCCAUUUCACGGGAAGCCGCCGGAAUUUCACCAACCUCCGAUCAACCCUCACCAGAGACAGAUAGCUUAUCAUCAACACCAGAAUCCAUCAUAAACGGCUCCCCAAAGAUCACAAGCUUCUGCUUUCUCUCGACCAUCAUCAUGACGCUGCCCACUUUUGAUCUCUUCCUUUUGGCUUUGUGAAUCUAACAAAGAUGAUAUAGACAUAUACCAUUGUUCUCAGAGUACAUUGUUUCCUUUUAGCUUUAUGAAUCGUGGAACAAGAAAAUGUUUAGGUUGUUCUCUCAUAAGAAAGUCAUUUCAAAGUUUAACACAAGUCAUAUAAGCUUCUAAAGUUGAAAGAAAGAAAAGAAAAAGAAGCUAAUGCCAGCUUAGUAGAAAACACAACAUAACAGACUUAGACAGAAGCAGUGGUGACAUCUUGAACAGACUGACGCCAAGCGUGAGUACGAGCUCCAUCCUUGUCCACGAUCUUGAUCACAAAGUUUGGUGGUGCAA